CUGGUAAUGAUGUCCAAUUUUCUCAGCAGUGUUUCUUUACAAAACCCACCAUAAUAGUCACGUGCACAGAAUAGGGUUCAUAGGUCAAACAAAACUAAAAUGGCUGAGGCAGAGCAACAUAUUCCAGAGGAGGAAGAAGAGGAUCCUGAAGACCCUCAGGAUGUCCUGAAGGAGAAGUGUGGAGAAUUGCCUGAUUGUGUCAAGCUCAAAGAAUUAUUUGAUGAGUGCGAAGAAGCUGUGGAAUCCGGAGAGAAAACGACUGAUUGUUCACGACAGCUUAUAGAUUUUCUCGGCUGUGUAGACAAAUGUGUUGCCAGGAAUAUACUUUCCAAGCUAAAGUAGUUCCAAAAAGACACACUUUCUUCCAUGUGCAGUCACCACUAGGUCUAGGAGUAUAAUUUUGUGUUAUAGUAGAUGCUCAUAAUUGAACCGGUCUAUAUAUCCAUUGUCUUUCUGUUGUUUAUUUAUUGGAAAUGUUGACAUAAGAAACAAGAUUUGUAGAACAAAGAA
Molecule: messenger RNA, 510 nt
Organism: Halichondria panicea
Lineage: Eukaryota; Metazoa; Porifera; Demospongiae; Suberitida; Halichondriidae
Product: cytochrome b-c1 complex subunit 6, mitochondrial-like
Exons: 3
Coding region: 100-342 (80 amino acids)
Biological process (GO): mitochondrial electron transport, ubiquinol to cytochrome c
Source: RefSeq, a predicted model, not a curated record